GCCAAUUACGUACGUGUCGGAUAAGCUGAACGAACGUGAACUUUGCCGCCCGCGGCGGCUCGACCGACUCCAGUACAUUAUCACCAUUGCGCAGUCGAGACUUCACGGGCACGAAUUCUCAAGCACGACUUCGAAGAUAGCGAUGGACGACCCAACUGCAACUCAGCACGACUUUGGUCAAACUUUUGAAGAGUCCUACCGAUUCAAGUGGGCGUUUGAGCGCAUCGGCUAUGACGACCCAGCGAGCAUUUUCACGGACUUGUCGGAAAAGUACAACACUGUCCAAUGCAGGCUGCAAGAUCACAGAGCAUUUUUUCUUGAUGUCGACGACAUUGCCCACGAAGCGACAGAUGUCCAUGAUUUCCACUGCAGAAUGGCAGAACGACAAAGAAAGCGGGUCGCUGAACUGCGAGAAUCAUAUUUCAAAACGGAUCGAAGACUGAUCCGCAGUAAAUGCAUCGGCCAUCAACAAAGCGAAGCUCUGCGUGGCAUAAGAAAACACAAGUCUUUGGACGCUGUUGUCAUGUUUAUCAAUUCUCUUCUGCAGCUCGAUGCGUCGACCGAGUUAUACCACCAGGAACCCCACGAACCUCAGGGCAACGACCGAGCGGAUGCUGUCCGCUCAGAUCCAACCUCAACACCGCAAUUUAAAGGGGGAAAACAUCAGGGGAAACAUCACGUGGAGCAAGUUUUUACAUGUUCUGAUCACGAAAUUCCGUCACAACCAAACGCUCCAACACCGCUCCGACAGCCCAACAAUGUAUGUUUCGAGGGGAGGCCUGGGCCUCGACGAAAGCGCAAAGCAGAUACUGCCUUUGAACAACCUGCAACUACGGGCCGCACAGCACAGCCGCGCACGAGUCGACGUCUCUCCGGGAAACCGCCGGAGUCCGCCGGGCUUUGAUUGUGUAUGGACGACCAGGUGGAAAUAGUCAACUGGUACUCCAGAGCUACAAUCAUCCUAUACUGAAACCGCAGGGCCCUCCACGCUUGCGCCGUUACAUCACUCCGUUCGAGGAUUGCAGAUGGGGGAAUGACAAAUGACAGGUUUCACAAAAACAUCUUGGAGUCUGCUCAAUUAUAUGGUAUUAAGCCAGCAGUGCAUCGUGGGAAUCACCACAGCGACAUCAUCUGCGGCGUAGGAGGGCUUUAUCGGGAUAAACCGGAUGUACCUAUGCAGCCUGAGAGGGAAAAGGAAAAGGUCAGUGCAUCAGUUGAACCGCAGGCGCGGAAACAGACAAGGCACACACCACAGCAUGCAGAAUGCUAUAAGCCAGGGUGGUAUUGUAAAAAGCCGGUAUUGUAAAAAGCCAGCCCGCCAUCAAGCAGUGCAAGCCGGUGACGAGUCUGGGCCCUAUCACAGUUUUGAUUUUUUGAACGAUGCCCUUUUGGAUAGAAUGUAUCGACUAAAUAUGGAGGGGAAAAAACGACUAACCUACCGGAAUCCCGCUACUCAUCAAUUCUGGUUCUGGCGGGGCGUUUCUUUGUUUCUUUUUUUGCUUUCAAAAGGCUAGGAUAUCCCAAAACUGAGGACGGGAAGCUACGAACAGUAGGGUCAGAAGGGGAACGAUCUAUGGCAGAUGGGAGUUAGGGGAGCUCGCUCCAACGAACUUGCAAAUCUGCGGCGGUCCCAGGGUUGAACUCGACCACACCCCUCGACCGAACGGUCAUUGAAAUUGUCCACGGCCCACCCACCGUUCCAUCCUAGGGCAAGCAUGGACGGCAGGGGCUCUCGAGAUAGUCUAGGGGCAAAUAUUUUGAGGUUACGUGAAGACAAGGCAGGCGAGGAGAGCAGGGACAAUGGGCUCUUUGAGAAUCCAUCUUUUUGGGUUGAUAGGUAGAAGAGCGUAACGGAUUUUUGCCAUCAUUCCGUGAGCUUCGUUUAAGUUUGAGGCAUUCAAAUAUGACAUUUUAUGGAUGUCCAUAAGAGCAAUGCAUCUGGAAUAAUUGGCUGCGAAGAAUUAAGAACGAAACAUAAUAUUUUGUUGUCACACCA
Molecule: messenger RNA, 1996 nt
Organism: Pyricularia oryzae 70-15
Lineage: Eukaryota; Fungi; Ascomycota; Sordariomycetes; Magnaporthales; Pyriculariaceae
Exons: 1
Coding region: 143-904 (253 amino acids)
Source: RefSeq, a predicted model, not a curated record